AUGGCUACGCAAAGAAAGCACCUUCAUCAAGUCCAGUUCACUGCCAUUGCCCAGCCGGCUGAACGGAAGCAAAAGGCAGCAGCAGUGCUUGUUUGCGGCGAUGCUUACCAGGCCAAACAGGCUCCAAGGUGGCGUGAUUUUCCCAACACCUUCAACAUGCAAGAGUACGCUCUCAGACAAUUUGACGACUUCCUUGAUCGUAGCGAGAGCGGUGAAACGGUCGAUACUCCCCGUAUGUACAUCAUCCCUAACCAACCUGCAAUGGAGGAUGAGGAUGACGAGGCGUAG
Hirsutella rhossiliensis is the source of this 288-nucleotide messenger RNA. RefSeq lists its product as uncharacterized. The record is from RefSeq and is a predicted model, not a curated record. The transcript is spliced from 2 exons. The coding region runs from base 1 to 288 and encodes 95 amino acids. NCBI's taxonomy places the organism in Eukaryota, Fungi, Ascomycota, Sordariomycetes, Hypocreales, Ophiocordycipitaceae.